This is a messenger RNA of Nematolebias whitei (Rio pearlfish), 972 nucleotides long. RefSeq names its product phosphatidylinositol-specific phospholipase C, X domain containing 2 (gene plcxd2). Lineage: Eukaryota; Metazoa; Chordata; Actinopteri; Cyprinodontiformes; Rivulidae. The record is from RefSeq and is a predicted model, not a curated record. Gene Ontology annotation, biological process: lipid metabolic process. Gene Ontology annotation, molecular function: phosphoric diester hydrolase activity. The coding region runs from base 1 to 972 and encodes 323 amino acids. The transcript has 8 exons.
AUGAAGACAAGACCUGCGGGGAUUGGCAAGGUCAAUGCCGACUGGAUGGGGUCACUGCCCUCCCAACUCAGUGCCAUGCCGCUCAAAUGCAUCGCUGUGCCAGGCUCUCAUGAUUCCUUUACUUUCUGGGUGGAUGUGCACGCUCCUGUGGGUCCUGAUCAGAAGGCUUAUGUCAAAUACCUGGCCACCUUAUUCAGUGUCCUGGCCAAGAAAGUCAUGGUCAAGUGGUCAAUGACACAGAAUCUGACAUUUAGGGAGCAGCUGGAUGCAGGAAUUCGUUAUUUUGACCUCAGGGUAUCUUCCAAGCCAGGCGAACCUGGAAAUGAGAUCUAUUUUAUCCACGGCCUCUUUGGACACAAGGUGAGAGACGGCCUGCUAGAAAUUAACUCCUUCCUCUGCAGGCACAAGAAAGAGGUGGUGUUUUUGGACUUCAAUCAUUACUAUGCAAUGGAGACAGAGCACCACGUCUACCUCAUCAGCAUGCUCCAGGAAGUGUUUGGGAGCAAGCUGUGCAGCAACUGUAAGGUGGAAAACGUCACUCUGGACUUCCUCUGGGAGAAGAAAUAUCAGGUUAUUGUUUUCUACCAUCACCCCUCAGCACAGGGUAUCCCGGUCAUGUGGCCUGGCUAUAAGAUCCCUGCUCCCUGGGCAAACACCACCGAUCCCAACAAGCUUAUACAGUUCCUCGAAACGACAAUGAAGGAAAGGGUCACGCAGGGGUCGUUCCAUGUGACCCAGGCCAUCCUCACGCCAAGAGCCAACACCGUGGCCAAAGGUUUGGUCUGGGGGCUUCGCAACUACCUGGUAGAAAGAAACCUGCCAGCCAUCAUGUCCUGGGUUGAGACGCAGAGACCAGGGAAGGGUGGAGUCAACAUCAUCACCUCGGACUUUGUGGAGCUCACCGACUUCGCCAACAUCGUCAUUAAACUGAACAACCUGCUGCUGUCGGAGCAGAAACGCAAACCAAGAUGA